UCCGGCGCCAGGAUGUGGGCCCGGCGGCGAAGUCGCCCCGGGCCGGCGGGGUGCGGGGUGGACGAGCUCCGGCGCCGCCGGCGGGAGCGCGAAGCCGCUCUGAGGAAGGCGCGGCGGGAGCGGCAGCUGGUGAGCAAGAGGCUGCUGCGCGAGGACGCGGAGGAAGCCGACGGGGAGAGUGCGGCCCCCGGCCCGGCCCUGGGGGCAAGCGAGAUCCGGCAGUUCCUGCAGCUGGCCCAACGGGGGCCAGAGGAAAAAGAGAGACAGUGUGCUCUGAUCAGUCUUCGGCGAGGUUUGCAGCACCCUGAGACACAGCAGACCUUCAUCGGGCUGGAGGGAAGCAUACGAACUCUCCUUGGGCUCCUGACCAGCAACCAUGCCCUACUGCAGCUUGAGGCUGCCAGGUGCCUUCAUGAGCUCUCACAUUCUGAACAAAGUGUGGUGGCAGAGGCCUGCCUACCGGCCACUUCGUAUCUUCUUACCUACCUCUCCGGGCACAGCUCAGACUUCAUAGAGCUCUGCCUGUAUACACUGGGCAACCUGGUUGUGGAGAGUGAAGCUGUGAGGAAGCAGCUCCUGCCACAGGGCAUUAUUCCAGCUUUGGCUGCCUGUGUCCAGUCCCCCCACCUACCUGUGCUGGAAGCCCUUGGAUAUGCUUUGUCCCAGCUCCUACAGGCCAAGGAAGCACCGGAGACUAUCAUCCCGCAUCUUCCCUGCUGUGCUUCCUACUCACAUCUCUGCUUCUGCUACAGCUCCGUCUUGGCAUCCAGUCUUCCUCAAUACAUGCUGCAACUCUUGAAACCUGGCCCAAAACUGAAUCUUGGGGUGGCUGUGGAGUUUGCCUGGUGCCUUCACUACCUCAUCUGCAGCCAGGUCAACAAUUCCCUGCUCAUCAGCCAGGGGGCUCUGUCCACUCUGGGGCUGCUGCUGUUGGAUGUCGCAGAGGCUGUCCAAAGAACCAACAAUGCAGGAUUGGAGCUGCUGGCAUGUCCUGUGCUUCGGUGUCUGAGUAACUUGCUAACAGAGACAGCAGCAGAAUCUGUGGAAGGGCAAACACAGCUCAGAGAUGAGCGUAUCGUGGCCGCAUUAUUUCUGCUUUUGCAGUUUUUCUUCCACAAACAGCCCGGCCUACUUCCUGAAGGCCUUUGGCUCCUUAAUAACCUUACUGCAAACAGUCCUUCGUUUUGUACCUCUUUGCUCUCCCUGAACCUGGUUGGGCCCCUCUUGCAGUUACUACCAGUAUCUAAUGUGGUGCGUGUACUGGUGCUCACAGUUCUGUGCAACAUUGCAGAGAAGGGACCUGCUUACUGCCAGCAUCUGUGGCCUGGGCCCCUGCUGCCAGCCUUGUUGGACAUCUUAGUCUUCUCUGAUACUGAAGUAGUUGGCCAAAGUUUGGAGCUGCUACAACUACUAUUUCUCUAUAGGCCAGAGGCUAGCGAAGCCUUCCUGCAGAACUCAGGGCAACAGGCCCUAGAAAAACAUCAAGCAGAGGUACAGCUUAAGGACCGUGUGCAAGUUCUCCUGCAGAAAGCUCUUCACCAGUGAUCUUGCUUCUUGGACACUCAUGCCAAUCCUACCUCCUUUGCUCCUCCAGUUUCCUUGCC
This is a messenger RNA of Suncus etruscus (white-toothed pygmy shrew), 1604 nucleotides long. RefSeq names its product transmembrane and coiled-coil domains 6 (gene TMCO6). The record is from RefSeq and is a predicted model, not a curated record. Gene Ontology annotation, molecular function: nuclear import signal receptor activity; protein binding. The transcript has 12 exons. NCBI's taxonomy places the organism in Eukaryota, Metazoa, Chordata, Mammalia, Eulipotyphla, Soricidae. The coding region runs from base 13 to 1545 and encodes 510 amino acids. Gene Ontology annotation, biological process: protein import into nucleus.